Messenger RNA from Ipomoea triloba (trilobed morning glory), 1751 nucleotides. Its product is annotated as DNA repair protein XRCC2 homolog. NCBI's taxonomy places the organism in Eukaryota, Viridiplantae, Streptophyta, Magnoliopsida, Solanales, Convolvulaceae. Gene Ontology annotation, cellular component: replication fork; Rad51B-Rad51C-Rad51D-XRCC2 complex. Gene Ontology annotation, biological process: double-strand break repair via homologous recombination. Bases 149 to 1150 code for a protein of 333 amino acids. The record is from RefSeq and is a predicted model, not a curated record. The transcript is spliced from 12 exons. Gene Ontology annotation, molecular function: ATP binding; DNA binding; ATP-dependent DNA damage sensor activity.
UGACCAUUUCGGUAAUAAACUCAUAUAUUUGACCAUUAUCCAAAUAUUCAAAUAUUUUGUCAUAUUGUCUUGCUGUCUUGUAUUGCACAGCGCGCGAAGCUUUCUUCGUUGAGGGAUCAGUAACUCAGUAAGGAGUCGAGUAGGAAAGAUGUCGGCGAGAGAUUGGAUCGAAACGGAUGAAACUGCAAAGCAGUACCUGUCUAGGGUUCUAACAGAGCGACCAUUCGUGCCUCUCCCGCCUCCUAUUCACCGCCUUCCUCUCCGCGCCGGCAACAUCGUCGAGAUCGUCGGCCCUUCUCCUUCCGCCAAAACCCAAAUCCUUAUACAGGCUUCAAUAAAUUGCAUUCUGCCCAAGGAAUGGAAGGGUGUGCAUUAUGGAGGUUUGGAGCGCCCAGUGAUGUUCAUCGACUUGGAUUGCCGUUUCGAUGUUUUGAGCCUCUCAGGUUCACUGAAGCAGCGCAUACUUAAAGCCAAUGGAAAGAGUAUGCAAUGCUUAAAGGAGGCAGAUGCAGAAUAUGACAAAGAAUUAUUUGCAGAAAGCAUGAGACGGUUCUUGUACAUCCGUUGCUAUGAUAGUAUCCAGUUUCUGGCUACACUUAAGACAAUGCACCACCAGCUACAAAUGGCAAAAGAGGCACAUGGCGUUGGUGCUUAUUUAAUGGUGAUUGACAGUAUUGGAGCUUUUCACUGGAUGGAUCGUGCUUCUGCAUUUAUGCCACAAGGGAGCAGCAACAGGAAAAGUCUCUCUCUUCAAAGUGUAUCAGAAACUGUGGUUCAGGAGAUUCGGAAGAUUCUGUUGGUUCAUCCAAUGCUUGUCCUAAGUACCAAAGCAGUUAGUUUAGAGGAUAAGUAUGCAUCAAAUGAAGUUGUAAGGAAUGUGGGGAAGUGGCCCGCUCAAAAUUCCUUGGACUCUACAAGUGUUAGGAGCAGGGCAAAUAUUCUACCAUUUCGUGAGUAUAUGCCUUCAGUCUGGCAGUCCUUUGUUUCUCACAGAAUGCUUGUGCGCCCUUCAGGUGAUAGUGAUGAGAAUCAAAAUCAGCUCACUUAUAUUACAGAGUGGCUGUUGCCAGCACUGAAGUUAUCAGAAAAAUUUAUUUUCAAUGAUGAUGGUGUUUUUGCUAUAGAUCAAGUGCAUCUGAAUGUAAAAUGAAUAUCUGAGCACUGGUUGAUGAUGGCCUGCUUAGUGUGAAGUCAGAAUAUUAAUUAGAAGUGCAGUUUUCAUUUUCAAUUGGCUUCACUUGUUCAUGAGGAUUUGUAUGCUGGUUGAAACAGACGGACAGACACCAGAAUCAGCAUUCCCGCUAUCUUCUUCGUGACUUGACAUUUGCUGCUACAGUGUUGAAGAAGAAUUUAUGGUUGCUCCACUUAUAAUUUUCGGUCCAAGUGCAAAGCGGUAAAAUUGAUGGCAACAAGACAAGAAAGGGAAAAGCAAAGGAUAUGAUAUUGUUUACGAAACCAUUUGCACAAAGCGAUGAAGGAAGCCACACAACUGCAUCUGGGUUUGCCAAGUUCAUAUUGGCUAUCUCUGGACUUUGUGGUUAACUUCUAACUCAUUUGUAUUGAUUUCUUAUUAUAUGCUUUAGAGAACAUAGUUGUUCAGUUAUAUUAGUCACCUCCUUUGUAGCAUACAAAAAAAAAGUAGUUCUUUUUUUCUUUUCUCAUAGGGUGGUGUAAUACUGUAAUGCAAUUCAAAUAUUUACUAUUUGAAAAGGAUUGUAUCAUUAAAAAUCAAAUAAAUUUGUUUUUUUUUU